ACGAUCUGUCAAAUUCUAUUUUACACGGUGUACAAAAAUGUAUUAGAAUAAACAUUUUAUUGAAUAGUUAAAAAGUGAAAUACAGCAUAUACAAUGACGAAAAAAUCAGAUCCACUAAAGUUUACUGUCACCAAAACUGCAUUGCUUCCUGGUUUCUUUUUUGCAUUACUUUUGCGUUGGUGUGUUGCCGCGUAUCCUUAUUCUGGAUACAAUAAACCGCCAAUGUAUGGAGAUUAUGAAGCUCAGCGUCAUUGGCAAGAAAUUACCGUACAAACACCAUUGAUAAACUGGUACAGAAAUACAUCGCACAAUGACUUGAAUUACUGGGGGCUAGACUAUCCGCCACUUACCGCAUACCACAGUUAUCUGCUUGGACUUAUUGCCGACUGGUUAGAUCCAGAAUCAGUUCGCCUUUUCGCUUCGAGAGGAUACGAGAAUGAAAACCACAAAAGUUUUAUGAGAUGGACUGUUUUUUUGAGUGAUUUGUACUUUUAUAUCACAGCAGUUAUGUGUAUAUGUAUUGACGUGGAAAGAAUAAGAGCGAAAGAUGAUAAGAAUGUAUUUAAAAGAACAGAUAUAUCAUUCAUUAUGUUUUUAUUAUAUCCGGGCUUAAUUUUAAUAGACCAUGGACACUUCCAGUACAAUUGUGUAUCACUUGGAUUAUUUCUGUGGGCUACUUUUUUUAUAAUCGCUAUAGAGAAUGAUAUAUUGUCAACAAUAUUUUUUGUUCUUGCACUUAAUUAUAAACAGAUGGAGCUGUACCACGCAUUUCCAUUUUUUUUCUACUUUUUAAGAAAAUGCUUUUGUGGAGUGCCAAAUAGAGGUAGAAAAGCGCAUAUUAUAAAUAGAUUUAUUUGUUUAGCUGUAACAGUAGUGACAUGUUUUGUAAUUAUCUGGUAUCCUUUCAUUACUUCUUGGGAUAACUUGGUCCCUGUUGUGAAAAGAUUGUUUCCAUUUCAAAGAGGUGUCUUUGAAGACAAAGUAUCAAACUUUUGGUGCACUGUUAAUGUUUUUAUUAAACUUAAAAAUGUCUACACAAACGAUGAAAUGGUCACAAUGUGCUUUUUAACAACCUUAAUGGCAUCAAUGCCAUCUUGCUUAGAUCUUUUUUUUAGAAUUAAUAGGAAAAAAUUUGUUCUUUCUCUCAUCAAUGUCUCCUUGGCAUUUUUCUUGUUUUCAUUUCAAGUUCACGAGAAAACUAUUCUCGUUGUAGCAAUUCCUGUGGUAAUACACUUUCCAGAUGACCCAUUUAUGUGUUUCUGGUUUUUGUUAGUAUCAACAUUUAGUAUGCUGCCACUUUUACUCAAAGAUCAUCUAUUGAUACCAUAUAUUGCAACGGGCUUAGUAUAUAUAUCUGCUUACAGUAUAGUAUUAAAUUUAGCGCAGCCGAAUUCAUGGUUUUUGUCAUUUUUAAAUGCUAAUGGAGUGUAUAGCAUAGUUGCCCCCAAUAAUAAACAUAAUUCUGUUUGGUUAAAAUUACUAACAACAUGUUUCUUUCUAUCUCUGCAAGGUAUGUUUUGGUUGCAUCUUGGCACCAUCUUUGUUAAGCCACCUGAUAGAUACCCCGACUUAUUUCCUGUACUUAUAUCCGUAUUCUCGUGUUUGCAUUUUAUAUUAUUUUUCAUAUAUUUCCUCCAGAAACAAUUUUCAAUGCCAACUGAUUUGCCUAUAAAAAUUAAGCCAAAGAAAAAUAACUAGUUUAUAAUAUAUUUAGAUGGUUAAAUGUUGUUACACAUUCCAAAUAAAUGAAUUAAUGUAGUUUC
This is a messenger RNA of Leptidea sinapis, 1763 nucleotides long. It is a transcript of the gene gny, whose product is annotated as dolichyl pyrophosphate Man9GlcNAc2 alpha-1,3-glucosyltransferase. The record is from RefSeq and is a predicted model, not a curated record. Lineage: Eukaryota; Metazoa; Arthropoda; Insecta; Lepidoptera; Pieridae. Gene Ontology annotation, biological process: protein N-linked glycosylation. Gene Ontology annotation, molecular function: dolichyl pyrophosphate Man9GlcNAc2 alpha-1,3-glucosyltransferase activity. The transcript has a single exon. Bases 94 to 1698 code for a protein of 534 amino acids. Gene Ontology annotation, cellular component: endoplasmic reticulum membrane.